Molecule: messenger RNA, 2486 nt
Organism: Antechinus flavipes (yellow-footed antechinus)
Lineage: Eukaryota; Metazoa; Chordata; Mammalia; Dasyuromorphia; Dasyuridae
Gene: STXBP2
Product: syntaxin binding protein 2
Exons: 19
Coding region: 27-1811 (594 amino acids)
Biological process (GO): intracellular protein transport; vesicle-mediated transport; neurotransmitter secretion
Cellular component (GO): secretory granule; plasma membrane
Molecular function (GO): syntaxin-3 binding
Source: RefSeq, a predicted model, not a curated record
CCGGAAGCGGUGGCCCCAGGGGGAAGAUGGCGCCCUCGGGGCUGAAGGCGGUGGUGGGGGAGAAGAUUCUGAGCGGAGUUAUUCGAAGUGUCAAGAAGAAUGGAGAAUGGAAGGUCCUCGUCAUGGACCGCCCCAGCAUGCGGAUCCUGUCCUCCUGCUGUAAGAUGUCUGACAUUUUGGCGGAGGGCAUCACCAUUGUGGAGGACAUUAACAAGCGCAGGGAACCCAUCCCCAGCUUGGAAGCCAUUUACCUGUUGAGCCCGUGUGAGAAGUCUGUCCAGGCUCUGAUCAAUGACUUCCGGGGAACCCCUACCUUUACCUACAAAGCGGCCCACAUCUUCUUCACAGACACGUGUCCUGAGCCCCUUUUCCUCGAAUUGGGCCGAUCGAGGCUGGCCAAGGCGGUGAAGACACUGAAGGAGAUUCAUUUGGCUUUCCUUCCCUACGAGUCCCAGGUGUUUUCCCUGGAUGCGGCCCAUAGUACUUACAACUUGUACUGCCCCUUCCGGGCUAACACAAGGAUCCAGCAGCUGGAGAGGUUGGCCCAGCAGAUCGCCACUCUCUGCGCCACUCUGCACGAGUACCCUGCUAUUCGCUACCGAAGGGGGUCUGAGGACACAGCCCAGCUUGCCCAUGCUGUCCUUGCCAAGCUCAAUGCCUUCAAAGCAGACAAUCCCAGUCUGGGGGAGGGCCCUGAGAAGAUGCGCUCUCAGCUCCUGAUUGUGGACCGGGGCUCAGACCCUGUGUCUCCUUUGCUGCAUGAGCUCACUUUCCAGGCCAUGGCCUAUGACCUUCUGGACAUCCAGCAGGAUACCUACAGGUAUGAGACCACAGGUCUGAGUGAGGCCCGGGAGAAGUCUGUGCUGCUGGAUGAGGAUGAUGAGUUGUGGGUGGAAUUGAGGCACAUGCACAUUGCAGAUGUGUCCAGGAAGGUCACAGAGCUGCUGAAGACCUUCUGUGAGAGCAAGAGGCUGACUACAGAUAAGGCCAAUAUCAAAGAUCUCUCCCACAUCUUGAAAAAGAUGCCCCAGUAUCAGAAGGAACUGAACAAGUACUCAACACACUUGAACUUGGCUGAUGACUGCAUGAAGCACUUCAAGGGCACCGUGGAGAGGCUCUGCAGCGUCGAGCAGGAUCUGGCUUUGGGCACAGAUGCAGAAGGGGAGAAGAUUAAAGAUGCCAUGAAGCUCAUUGUUCCUGUGCUGUUGGACACGGGGGUCCCUCCGUAUGAUAAGAUCCGUAUCCUCCUACUCUAUAUCUUGCUACGGAAUGGAGUAACCGAGGAGAAUCUGGCUAAGCUCAUCCAACAUGCCAACGUGCAGGCGUAUAGCAACCUCAUCCGGAACCUGGAGCUGCUAGGGACCACGGUCACCAUCGCCACGGCCUCCGGGGUCUCUACCCGAGGGGAGCGAAAGGAGAGGUUGGAGCCGACCUACCAGCUGUCCCGCUGGACACCCGUCAUCAAGGACGUGAUGGAGGAUGCCGUGGAGGACAAGCUGGACCGGAAACUGUGGCCCUUUGUGUCUGACCCAGCCCCUGCUGCCAGCUCCCAGACUGCCGUCAGCGCCCGCUUUGGUCACUGGCACAAGAACAAAUCUUCGGUGGAAUCUUCCCGGGCCGGGCCUCGACUCCUGGUUUACAUACUGGGGGGCGUGGCAAUGUCUGAGAUGCGGGCAGCCUAUGAGGUGACCCGGGCCACCGAGGGAAAGUGGGAGGUGCUCAUUGGCUCUUCGCACAUCCUCACUCCCACCCAGUUCCUGGAUGACCUCAAGAAUCUGGACCAGAAGCUGGAGGACCACCCCAUGCCUUGAGGCCGGAGCAGCUUGAUGCAUUCCCCUCCCCUGCACCCAACAGGCAAUAAAAUCCCAUCGAUCCUCGAUCUCACCUCACCCCCUCUCUGGGUCACCUUCUUCCUGCGUCCAGACCCUCCUAGCAGCCCUGACCUCAGGGAGCCUUCACCAUUGGAGCGCAGAAGUGAGGGGACUGAUGUGUACCUUCUUUGAUGCCUUGUGAGGAUGGAUCCCAGCCCGGCGGCUCCUUCUUGGCCCGUGCGGCGCUUGUCCCUGUCCGCCCCAUUGGGGGCAGUGUCCACCUGACGGCCUUCCUCGAGCUCUCACAUCCUGUAGGUACCAGCCCCACGCUCUGAUGUCUCUCCGCCAUCCCUCAGUCUUACUGCUGGGCUGGCCCGCUUCCUUUUCUAAUCAUGUCCAUAGCGAAGAUGGCACUGGCCGUGACAUGAAGGUUUGAUUGGAGGGGGAAGACAUGGAAGUGGAAGACGGCUCUCUGGGCGGGUGGCGAUGAGCUCCUGGAUGAAUGGUGGUGUUGGCCACUGCUCUCCCUCUUUUGGGCAUCUGAGGGCUCCUUAUAAAGAAAGUAAGGGACUUUCCCCUAGAUUAGGGGCUCUUCACCUGGGGUCUGUGGAUAGAUUUUCAGGAUCUCUGUGGACUUCAGUGGGAAGAAAAAAUUACAUCUUUAUUUCAAUAUAA